Messenger RNA from Phycodurus eques (leafy seadragon), 2527 nucleotides. Its product is annotated as C1q-related factor-like. The transcript has 2 exons. NCBI's taxonomy places the organism in Eukaryota, Metazoa, Chordata, Actinopteri, Syngnathiformes, Syngnathidae. Gene Ontology annotation, molecular function: protein binding. The record is from RefSeq and is a predicted model, not a curated record. Bases 159 to 941 code for a protein of 260 amino acids.
CUUCCCCAGCUCUCGGAAUAUCCUCCUCGCGUUGUUCCCGGCGGACCCCGCCACCCGCAGUCACCAUUCCCACCCCGGAGAGCUCCGCGCUGGCAGCCCAGCCCCUUCCCCGGCUGAGCAUCGGGCGCAAGACCCUGGUGGCGGCCGCCGUGGGGGUCAUGCUGGUGCUGAUCCUGGUGGUGCUCAUCCCCGUGCUGGUCAGCUCCGUGGGAGGGGGCGAGGAGGGCGGCGGCAGGUUCGAGAUGCUGGGCACCUGCCGCAUGGUGUGCGACCCCUUCCCCACGGCGGAGGAGCCGGUCACCGCCGAGCAACAGGUGGACGACCGGACGUAUCCGAGCGUCGGACCGCCGCUGCCCACUUUCGCCUCUCGGGCCUCGCAGGGCAGACCCGGCCGCCCGGGUAAGCCGGGAUCCCCGGGGCCACCCGGAGAGCCGGGGCCCCCGGGGCCCAAAGGACCCCCCGGGGACGCAGUGGACGUGGUUCGAACCGGGAUUCUGGGGUUCGGGGGUACGGGCUCGGUGAGUACGGCCAUCUACAACACCACGCCCCGGGUGGCGUUCUACGCGGGGCUCCGGAACCCGCAGGAAGGCUACGACGUCCUGCGCUUCGACGACGUGGUGACCAACAUCGGGGGGAACUACGACGGCGCCACGGGCAAGUUCACGUGCAAGAUUCCCGGCACCUACUCCUUCAUUUACAACGUUCUGAUGAAGGGCGGAGACGGCACCAGCAUGUGGGCGGACCUGCUCAAGAACAGUCUGGUCAGGGCUAGCGCCAUCGCCCAGGACCAGGACCAGAGUUACGACUACGCCAGCAACAGCGUCAUCCUGCACUUGGACGCGGGCGACGAGGUGUACAUCAAACUGGACGGGGGCAAGGCGCACGGGGGAAACAGCAACAAGUACAGCACCUUCUCGGGCUUCAUCCUGUACGCCGACUGAUGAGCGCCAGCGGCGGACUUUCGCUCGCAAAGCCAGUCCGACGUUGCCCGGAAGCAGCGGAUCGGUGGUUACGGCUAACGGUUUACCUCUUUAUCCAUGCGUCGUCCCGGGGGGAGCGGGGUGCGUUCGCGCAGAGGUCCCGCCAUGAUUCUGGAGGCGACACCUCCCGAUCACGUUGUUUGUUGGUGUUCAUUGCUUUGUUAUUAGUAUGAUAAGCUGUGGUAUCCUUUGAAAGACUUUUAAAUCAGCCACCAAAAUGAGAUUAUUGAUGCGGGGAAUGAAAAUGUGAACUCCUUCAAAUUUGUGGUUCAGCAAUUGCAAAUUUGCUUGUUCGUGGAAUUUUGGGGGCUAACCUAUCCUCGGUUAUUUGCUGAAAAACCCGCUUAUUUAUUUGUUCUUUCUGAAAUUUCCUAAGAUGCCGCAAAAUGGCGUCAAAGCCCUGUCUAACAAAAAAAGAAAUAGUGCUUUGCCGCCAUCUUGGUGCCAAGGAACGACAGUGAACACAUACUAUUUGCGGUCGUGAAAAUCUGUGAGUAAUUCACGGCAAGGGUUUGUUAUUGCCGGUAGAUGGCACAAGAUGGCAGCAGAGGACUUUUGUUUUUGUCUAAACGAAGCUCCUCAACUCACCUCAAGCUGUUUACUUUGCGCUUUGGCCAGAGCAGAAAACAACGGAAGAUAGUUUUCCAAAAAUUAUGGGUGAAUAGCGAAAUUCCGAAUGCCGAACCGCGAAUAUGAGGGGCUUCACUGUAGGUUGACGUCAGGAGAGGAGCUUACAUUUGAACGGCCAAUGCCCUGUCUAAUAGAAAAGUAGUGAUUUGGCACCAUCUUGUAGCAAACAGUGAGGAUAUCCUUGAGGGAUAGGGACUGAGCCCUAUCGUGGAUAGGAAAAAAUAAAAUAAAAAGCGCAAAUAAAUGACUGUCUAUAUUAAUAGUUUAAACCCUAAAUAUAGAACAAACUAAGAUUCCAAAAUAUUUUAGUCUUAUCAUUUCUAAUUCAUUUUACAUUACCCUAAAAAAUAAAUGGCUGACAUAUAAUUUGACGUUGAAAAAAUGUACCAGAAGAAUGUAGAAGACGCUCCUGCCCAACAUACUGUAAGAUGUUAGCAUCUCAGUCAACAUACUUCCAUCCAUCCCUCCAUUUUCUGUACCGCUUAUCCUCACUAGGGUCGCGGGCGUGCUGGAGCCUAUCCCAGCUAUUCAACAUACUUCCUUGACACCAAUUAAUACAUUCAGGGCUUUGGCGCAAUCUUCAAGUGUUAUAGAAAGAGCACCAAAAAAAAAAAUGGAAAUCGGGGAGUUAUUCAGGAAAUAGCUAAGGCUAGAUUUCCAAGAAAAAACAUUGAAAUGUGAAUUUGUGCGGGGUUGACUAUAAACUGUCAAAUCUGAUCCUGAAUUUUGUCAGUCCGAGUAGUGCACAUGCAUCCCAGUGUGUGUCUGUUAAAACCAUUUCAAACUGUCGUGAUUCGAUCAUGUGAUGUGCGCACUUGUUAGCAUCUGCAUGCAAAAAUCCAUGAGCCCUCUAAGAAUGAAAAGAUACUAAGAACAUACAAUCAAACUUGGUCGGUUUUUUCCAUUAAAGAAAAGUU